Molecule: messenger RNA, 828 nt
Organism: Lichtheimia ornata
Lineage: Eukaryota; Fungi; Mucoromycota; Mucoromycetes; Mucorales; Lichtheimiaceae
Exons: 8
Coding region: 1-828 (275 amino acids)
Cellular component (GO): endoplasmic reticulum
Source: RefSeq, a predicted model, not a curated record
AUGGCUCCAGUCGUCUUGGUAACAGGUUGCACUACCGGUGGCAUUGGCCACGGACUCUGUAAACAAUUUGCUGCCAAGGGAUGUCGCGUCUACGCUACUGCUCGAAAAGUGGAAAACAUGACAGGUCUUGAAGGCUGUGAACUCAUCGCACUCGACGUGAACGAUCCCGCGUCCGUGAAUGCAGCAGUAGAGGGCGUGAUUACCAAAGAAGGACACAUUGAUAUCCUUGUCAAUAAUGCUGGUGCUCCUGCUAUUGGACCUCUCAUGGAGAUUGAUCUGGAUGUGGCCCGCAGAUGCGUAGAAACCAACGUGUUCGGUACCUUGGCCAUGUGUCGUGCGGUGGGAAAGCAUAUGGCAGAGCGUGGAUCUGGCAAGAUUGCCAAUGUGGGAUCGGUGGUUGGCUAUUGUUCCACUCCUUGGGCUGGCAUCUAUUCCUUGUCCAAAGCGGCCGUUCAUUCCAUGACAGAUGCUUUGCGACUUGAGUUGGAGCCUUUUGGUGUUCAAGUGGUGCUUGUGGCUCCUGGAUCUAUCAAAUCUAAUUUCGGUCAUGCAGCAACUGGCACCGUCAGUAUUCCAGAAGAUACCAUGUACAAGUCGGUGAUCAAGCACAUCUAUGCACGCGCAACCAUGUCUCAAGGUCCGGGUGCAACACCCACGGAUGACUUUGCUGCCAAGGUAGCUGGCAAACUAUUGGGAUCACCACCUCGUUACAUUACCUAUGGAGCCAAAUCAUUCGCAUUCCUCUUGUUUUAUUACUUGCCAUUCUUUGUCAAGGACUUUGUACUCAAGAGAAUGCUUGGUGUGAAUGAACUCAAGCGUGUGAAAUAA